CCUUCACCUCAUACGUGCAUUUCCAUCUCUUCCUUUUCUGUUUUUCUUCAUUUCUUAUAAUAUUAUCAUACCCACUGCAUAGCGUUGCAUAUAUCGUUUUAUUCCCUUUCAUUCCCAUCUCCACCAUAACAAUGCUUUUCCCUACCACACUCGCCCUCGCUGCAAGCUUCAUGGCUGCCAACGCCGCACCCCUAGCGACCAGGGAGCACAUAAACGACGGUGUAAUCCUAAACUACGCCCUAACCCUGGAACACCUCGAGGAUGCCUUCUACACCCAAGGUCUGAAGAACUUUUCCAGCGCCUCCUCCUUCUCCGCCUUCCCGCCCACCCUCUUCCCCACCCUGCAGACAAUAGCAUCGGAUGAGAAGACACACGUCCAAUUCCUACAAUCCGCCCUCGCAGCCGCCGGUAUCCCGGCCGUUAAGCCGUGCACCUACUCCUUCCCCGUCACCACUCCAGAAGAGUUUGUGCUCGUGUCCGGCGUGUUGGAGGGCGUGGGGGUCACCGCAUACCUGGGCGCUGCCGCCAGCAUCGCCGAUAAACUCACCCUGACCGCCGCGGGCAGCAUCCUAACGAUAGAAGCGCGCCACAGCAGUCUCAUCCGCGCCGCACAAAACCAGAACCCAGUGCCCCAGCCGUUCGACGUCCCGCUAGACUUCAACCAGGUAUUCUCCCUCGCAUCGCAAUUCAUAACCUCCUGCCCGCCGGAGAACCCACAGUUGCCGUUCAAGGCGUUCCCCACCCUGUCGCUGGCAAAGAACUACACCGGUGGUGACGGACACGUGAUCAAGACCGGGAGCAAGAUCUCGCUUGCGCCCGGGGUCAAGACCCAGAGAGACGGUCUCAGCGUUGCCUUUUUGACCGUUACUGGCCCCAUAUUCGUCGAUGCGGUGUUUGUGGAUGACCAUUCGGAUGGGUUUGGACACUUUGAGGUGGUCGUGCCCGCGGGGGUUAAUGGGCAGAGUUACGCUGUGCUUGUUAAUGGGAAGGAGAAGGUUUCGGAUGAGACAAUUGUUGCCGGGCCGGUUAUUGUCGAGAUCUCUAAUUAGGUGGCGGUUUGUUCCUAAUUGGUUGCAUUUUUGCAUUGCAUAGCGUGGUUCAUUUUUUGCAUUUCAUUUUUUCUUUUGUUAGCAUAGCAUAGCAUACUGUAGCAUUUGGGAAUGGGUAGAAUAGUGUAAUAGUAGAAUGAUAUAUACGUACCAUAUCACUUCA
This is a messenger RNA of Tuber melanosporum (Perigord truffle), 1212 nucleotides long. RefSeq lists its product as uncharacterized. The coding region runs from base 132 to 1049 and encodes 305 amino acids. The record is from RefSeq and is a predicted model, not a curated record. Lineage: Eukaryota; Fungi; Ascomycota; Pezizomycetes; Pezizales; Tuberaceae. The transcript has a single exon.